AUGGGACAGCUGCUCUCUUUGACCUGGAUGCUGGUGGUAUUGGUGAUAACCCCUUGGUUCACUGUAGCUGGAGCCAGUGACUCAUCAGAAUCAAGAAAGUGUUCUGAAUGCCACAGCAACGCUACCUGCCAGGAGGAUGGGGUGGUCACGACGUGCUCCUGCCAGGCGGGCUUCACCGGCGACGGGCUGGUGUGCGAGGACCUGGAUGAGUGCGCCACCCCGCAAACUCACAACUGCUCUGCCAACAGCAGCUGCGUGAACACGCUGGGCUCCUACGAGUGCUCCUGUGGCGACGGCUUCCGUCUGACGCCUGAGCUGGGCUGCACGGACGUGGAUGAGUGCUCGGAUCAGGGACUCAAUAACUGCCACGCCCUGGCCACCUGUGUCAACACAAAGGGCAACUACUCGUGCGUGUGUCCCGAGGGCUAUAGAGGGGAUGGUUGGCACUGCGAGUGUUCCCAGGGCACCUGUGGGCCAGGGCUGGACUGUUUGCCCCAGGGCCCGGAUGGGGCACUGGUGUGCGAGGACCCCUGCCAUGUGCAUGAGACCCUCGUCGAUUACUGGCGCAGCACGGAGUACGGUUCCGGCUACUCCUGUGACACAGGCCUGCACGGCUGGUACAGGUUCACGGGCCGGGGUGGCGUGCGCAUGGCUGAGAGCUGCGUGCCGAUCCUGCGCUGCAACACGGCUGCACCCAUGUGGCUGAAUGGCUCGCACCCGUCGAGUGGCCAGGGCAUCGUGAGUCGCACGGCCUGCGCUCACUGGAGCGGCCACUGCUGCCUGUGGUCCACAGAGGUGCAGGUGAAGGCCUGCCCAGGCGGCUACUAUGUCUACAACCUGACGGAGCCUCCAGAGUGCAAUCUGGCUUACUGCACAGAUCCUAGCUCCGUGGAGGGGACUUGCCAGGAGUGCAGGGUCGAUGAGGACUGCAUAUCGGAUAACGGCAGGUGGCGAUGCCAGUGUAAAGAGGACUCCAACAUCACCGAUGUCUCCCUCCUGGAACACAGGCUGGAGUGUGGGGCCAAUGACAUCAAGAUGUCCUUCAGCAAGUGCCAGCUGCAGAGGCUGGGCUUUAUGAAGGUCUUCAUGUACCUGAGUGACAGCCACUGCUCAGGCUUCCAUGAGAGGGGUGAACGAGACUGGAUUUCCGUGGUGACCCCUGCCCGCCAUGGUUCCUGUGGGACAGUGUUGAGAACGAAUGAAACUCAUGCCACCUACAGCAACACCCUCUACCUGGCAAAUGAGAUCAUAGUCCGGGAUGUCAACAUCAGAUUCAACUUCGAAUGCUCCUACCCCUUGGACAUGAAAGUCAGCCUGAAGACAUCCCUACAGCCCAUGGUCAGUGCUCUGAACAUCAGCUUGGGUGGGACAGGCAUGUUCACCGUGCGGAUGGCGAUGUUCCAGAGUCCUACCUACACGCAGCCCUACCAAGGUCCCUCUGUGAUGCUGUCCACUGAGGCUUUCCUGUACGUGGGAACCAUGCUGGAUGGGGGUGACUUGUCCCGGUUUGUACUGCUAAUGACCAACUGCUAUGCCACACCCAGUAGCAACUCCACAGACCCCGUGAAAUACUUCAUUAUCCAGAACAGAUGUCCACACACAGAGGAUACAACCAUCCAGGUGGUGGAGAAUGGCGAGUCCCCUCAGGGCCGAUUUUCUGUUCAGAUGUUCCGGUUUGCAGGAAAUUACGACCUUGUCUACCUGCAUUGUGAAGUGUACCUGUGCAACACUCAGAAUGAAAAAUGCAAACCCGCCUGCUCUGGUACUCGAUUUCGAAGUGGGAACGUCAUAGAUCACACUCGUGUCCUGAACUUGGGUCCCAUCACACGACAAGGUGUCCAGGCCCCCGUGUCCAAGGCUGCUUUCAGCAACUUGAGGCUCCUGAGCGUCUGGCUGUCAGUGCCUCUCUCAGCCAUUUUGGCUCUGAACUUUCAGUGAUGGACAGCAGGAAACCUGCUCUGUCUCUCAGCUCUCUUCCUGCUGGCCAGGAGGGGAGAUGCAGCCUGGUUUCCAGCCGCAGGAGAGGGAGCUCACACUGCUUACUCUCUUUAAUCCUCACUUAUCAAAACCAAGUUGGUACCUUUCAAUGCUGCUCUUUCUCCAAAUGGGACUCAUGAUAUGUCCGUACAUGAAGCCCCUGCCUCCUUAAGGGAUGUGGCAAAAUAAUAAUUCUAACUCAUAAGCUUUUGGAGUCACUAAUUCAAAUCAUCAAUGAGCACACAGUUGCUGUGGGGACGGUUUGUUAUGAUGAGCAUCGUGAGGUGGGAGUAAAACAGACUCUUUCCCU
Molecule: messenger RNA, 2287 nt
Organism: Psammomys obesus (fat sand rat)
Lineage: Eukaryota; Metazoa; Chordata; Mammalia; Rodentia; Muridae
Gene: Umod
Product: uromodulin
Exons: 10
Coding region: 1-1938 (645 amino acids)
Biological process (GO): neutrophil migration
Cellular component (GO): cell surface; apical plasma membrane
Molecular function (GO): calcium ion binding
Source: RefSeq, a predicted model, not a curated record